This is a messenger RNA of Drosophila willistoni, 1750 nucleotides long. RefSeq lists its product as uncharacterized. The transcript has a single exon. The record is from RefSeq and is a predicted model, not a curated record. NCBI's taxonomy places the organism in Eukaryota, Metazoa, Arthropoda, Insecta, Diptera, Drosophilidae. The coding region runs from base 83 to 1447 and encodes 454 amino acids.
UGAGUUGGGUUCUUUGUGUCAGUCGGUUUUCGGAGCAGACACCUAACAGUUGGUUGACCAAUCGAACAAACAGAUUUCGAGAAUGUUGAAUGGCAAAUUCUAUACUGGUUUGCCACCAAAAAUGGUGGAACGCCAGGGAGCCAGCUCGAGAAGUUGUAAUCGCCAGGAAUCGCACUUCUUUUGGCCAGAUGACACACAGAUGGAUAGUGCCGUGGAGACGCGUGUCAAGCGACGCAAUAGUUUGCAAUUGGAGAAACCCAGACAAUUGGAUAGAUCAUCGUCGGUUCAAGUUGAUGGCAACCCAGUGGAUACUCGACAAAUGUUUCACAAGGAGUUUGCCAAAUCCUCCAUCAAUUUUUAUGAUAAUUUACAACAGGCGCCAGAUACAAAUGCCAGACCCAGAUUGCUGAGGGGCCUACGCCGCGAAGUGACACCCAAGCUAACCGAAGUUAAGCCCUACAUGGAAGAGAAGUCCAGCGAGUUAACCCCCUUGGAUAAGCAAGAUAGACGCCAACAGGCGUAUAGUUCAAAGAUUCAAUUCUACGAUUAUGUAAAUGAGGCCACGCAAAAUAAUGCCAGGAGACCUAAAAUGGAUAUGAACGAUAAACGUGAAAUGGAGCUCAAUUCCAAGAAUAGUCCCAAAUUGCAAGUGAAACGUAAUGUGCGCAGUUUGAGCAUGGAAAUGGAAUCAGAAUCACCGCCAAUUAUCACUAAGAAACCAUUAAAUGAUCAAAUAAUCACAGAGCGACGACGUCCUGUACUCUUGUUACCCAAGAAAAUCCUGAAGCAUCAGGAGCCCAAACGUGGCUCAGACUAUGUGGACUACAAUGCAAUGGACAAUGAGAUGCGUAAAUUACGUUUACGCAGUCCGGCACCCCAAAAGAAACAUGUGACCUACAAUGAAGAGGCGGCCGAGUAUGCCUACUUUAAGGAUGGAGAAGGGUUUGCCGAUGAUCGUUAUGAUCAUCAGCCAUCAUACCAUCGAGAGCAGCAGCAGCAGCAGCAAUAUUCAUCGACGCCAAAUAUGUCGACAGGAAGUCGUUCAUCACAGCGACCACCAUAUGGGGAAACUAGUCGUGGCAGUGCCAGAGAAAUACAAUCAUUAAAUAAUAAUAAAAAUCUACACUAUAAUCAUUACAAUAACAACAACAACAACAAUAAUACACGGAAAAUCUUGCCAAAAUUGCCAGAGACAGAGCCAAGAACACGAUAUUCUGAUGACACACAAGCAGCAACAAAAACCACAACAACAACUACAACAAAAACCACAUUUGAAGUGGAAGCAGCUACUCCCCCCUCUGAUCCACGUAAACACCUGCGAAGCAGCCUCUGCUUCAAUGGCGAUGCUCUGGUUGUGGGCGGCCAAGCAGCGACAUCAACUACGGCAACUUCCCUUGCACGGCACAGCUCGGCCGGACAGCGCAUAAGCGUGGGUUUGCCCGAUUGAAAGCUCUUGGCUUACCAUACAUCACUCCCUCUCUCUCUGUCUCUAUCUCUCUCUACAUAUUUACCCCUACCUAUGUAUAAGUUAUUCAAUAUUUGUGUCGUUUGUUUUGAUUGCAAUGCGACUUGGCCUGCAGUCGUCGCUGCAUUGUUAACUGAAAAAAAAAAAACAGUCGACGACUGACGACGACGACGACGACUUUCUGGCACCCACAUCACUCCAAUUCGGUAUGGCAAAUUAAAUAUCAACGUUUUGGCUUUUGAAUCUAAUUUAUGUCUAGAGCUAAUGAUAUUGCCUAAUUUGUGA